AUGGGGGGGAGAGAAAUACCCAUUCCCAAAGCACUCAAACGUCUUUUUUAUUCCUGGACAACUGGAGAUCGCCUGCAGAAAAAGGACGAAGGAGACUCGCUCGUUACAGCCCUAGUAUCAGAACAUGUUCGGGAUAAUGGGGGGAGGAGGGGGGGGGGCCUCCGAGCACCCGGCAAGCGGAGCGGCGGCCACCUUCAACCCCGGAUUCAGUUUCCGGGCACAGAAAUGGUGCCCGGAGGCCGCUACUUUCGCAUCUGCGUCGCUUCUGCCUCCGCCGCCGACACGGCCUCCCUUCCCCUCCCCCACGGGCGGGGCGACGACCGGGAACCAGGGCCGCAAACAAGCGGGGGGCCCGGCGGGGGUGGGCUUCUCACCCUGAAACCACCUCUGCAGAAGCCCACUGCCCCGCUCCGCGGCGUGGCGCCCGAUCGGCGCGCUCCCGGGGGCUGCGGCGGAUGGGGUCCCGCCGAGCAGCCUCAGCCUAGCAAGCCCCGGCCCCACCUGUGCCCUCCUCUGCACCACGCGCGCGGGUCAUCGCCCUCCCCACGCAGCCUCCCGCUCACCUUGCAGGAAAAGGGCUCGGCUCCGCACACACGCAAACGCACUCUCGCUGGCGUAGGCAGCCGCCGAGAACAAUGUUUCUGCCGCAGCAGCAGCAGCAGCAGCACCACCACCACCACCACCACCACCACCACCACCCAGGACACCGAGCGCACACAACUGGACGGUUGCCGCGAGCCGCGGAGCGGAGCGAAAUGUCCCCUGCCGACCACCACACCGACCGCCCCUCUCGGCCCCCGUACACACCUCCAACCAACAGCGGCGGCGGGCACGUCGCGCGGAGGUCAGGCGUGUCGCGGGAUCGGCCGCGGCAGAGUCUCCUCCCUCAACAAGCCUGCGGCUUCGGGAUCGGCGGAGAGCGGCGAGCUCGGGCCCCUCAACGCCACCUCGUCCCCGGAGCCUGGGCGCUGCUGCAGCGAGCUACAAGACCACGGACGUCCCGCCCCCUUCGCCGCCGCCCCCUCUUAUUGUUUUACCCCUGCCGAAAGGGCCGGGGAACCCCCCAGAACAAGGCCAGCCAAUCAGGCAUCACUUUGGAGAGCUGGACCCAACCUUCUCGCGUCCCUUCUGCGGAGCACGCGCAGAACGGCGCCGCGCUCGCGCACCCGGGCGUCCGGAAAGCCGGGGAAGCGGAACCGGCCUCGAGCCCGGGGCGAGGGCCCGCUGCCUUGACGUCACAAGGAAGCCGCCUGUCUCGGGCCGUGAUGCUGGAGCCUCCCUUGCCCCUUUCGGGUGGCGCGAACGAGAAAGCUGGCUCCCCGCUGAGCGCAUUUACAAGCGAAGGCUCAAAGGCUUGAAAUUAAAAAAAAAAAAAAAAAAAAGUCACUAUUACAGAUUUAGGCCUCUGGGA
Messenger RNA from Peromyscus maniculatus bairdii (prairie deer mouse), 1411 nucleotides. Lineage: Eukaryota; Metazoa; Chordata; Mammalia; Rodentia; Cricetidae. The record is from RefSeq and is a predicted model, not a curated record.